Messenger RNA from Monopterus albus (swamp eel), 1951 nucleotides. RefSeq names its product methyl-CpG binding domain protein 3b (gene mbd3b). Gene Ontology annotation, biological process: DNA methylation-dependent constitutive heterochromatin formation; negative regulation of transcription by RNA polymerase II. Bases 401 to 1225 code for a protein of 274 amino acids. The record is from RefSeq and is a predicted model, not a curated record. Gene Ontology annotation, molecular function: methyl-CpG binding. The transcript is spliced from 7 exons. Gene Ontology annotation, cellular component: nucleus. Lineage: Eukaryota; Metazoa; Chordata; Actinopteri; Synbranchiformes; Synbranchidae.
UGCUUUGACUCCAUAGACGGAAUAGUUUAGUCCGUGACAAACUAGGUGCUUUUAUUCUGAGGUCAUUAUUUACAACUUCCUGUGCUGUCCUGGCUCCCGCACGGAUUCUUGACGUAGCAGUGCGGUGCUAUGUUUUCCUUGCGGAUGUAUCUAACUCCCGCGCUUUGACGAGAUACUCAGGUAGUGAUAAGGCUGAGGUCCGCGGCGGAGCGAUCUGUGCGACGACAAAGAGAUGAGAUGUUAGCAGCAGGAGAUCUCAUUACAGAGGACGCAUGUUGUGAUCUGGUCGAAACAAAAGUAUAAGAAGCGAUAGGCCUGUCAUCCAAAACAUCGACACAUUUCCUAAAGGCCAGUUGGUAGUAGUAACUUUUAGUGGAUUUAUAGGCUACUCGCGUGGGAAAUGGAGAAGAAAAGGUGGGAUUGCACUGCUCUCCCCAAAGGCUGGAAAAUGGAAGAAGUGACCAGAAAGUCGGGUUUGUCGGCUGGAAAAAGCGAUGUCUAUUAUUUUAGUCCAUCUGGGAAGAAGUUUCGGAGCAAGCCUCAGUUGGCCCGUUACCUUGGUAACCAGAUGGACCUCAGCUCCUUUGAUUUCCGCACGGGGAAGAUGCUGAUGAGCAAGCUGAACAAGAACCGCCAGAGGUUGCGAUACGACAACAAUAACCAGAACAAGGGCAAACCUGACUUGAAUACAUCACUGCCAGUCAGACAGACGGCCUCCAUCUUUAAACAGCCUGUUACCAAGGUUACCAACCACCCCAACAACAAAGUGAAGACGGAUCCUCAGAAAGCCGUCGACCAGCCCAGGCAGCUAUUUUGGGAAAAGAAACUGAGUGGUCUUAAUGCUUAUGACACUGCAGAGGAACUUGUGAAAACAAUGGAACUCCCUAAAGGUCUGCAAGGUGUUGGUCCGGGCUGCACAGACAAGACACUCCUGUCAGCCAUUGCGAGCGCUCUCCACACCAGCGCUGCUCCCAUCACUGGCCAGCUGUCUGCAGCUGUGGAGAAGAACCCAGGAGUGUGGCUCAACACGGCACAGCCACUGUGCAAGGCCUUCAUAGUCACUGAUGAGGACAUCAGGAAACAGGAGGAGCUGGUCUACAGUGUGAGGAAGAGGCUGGAGGAGGCGCUGAUGGCUGACAUGUUGGCCCAUGUUGAGGAGGCUGCCAGUGAAGGGGAGGCUCUGAAGGAGGAGGGCAACGGCAGUGAAGAUAUGGAGAGUGUAUAGCACAGGGUUUUGUGACAUCUGGAUGGGUUUAUUCCACACCUGCACACACACAACCAUGAGCAGUAGAAGCCCUUUUCCAGUCCAGGUCUGAAGAACUGUCCCUGCAGUAUCUGCAUCCAGCUCAGCCCUAAACCCGACUUACACCAGUGCAACCUAAAGAACUGUUGCCCCCUCACAUAAGCCUAAACAUUGGGAGUCUCAGAUGCAAAGGCACUCCUUGACUUUAACACCAGUGACUCAGUGUAUUUCUGAGCCCAGCUGAUUUUUGACUAGAAAAUUAAAAAAGAAAAUCUGCUAAACAAGAAAUGACAUCCAGUGAACUUUCUAAUAUUAAAAUAUAACAACCUAUCUAGAGUGUGUCAAAUUCAGCUUUUGAUGAUAAGUGCGUUUUUUACUAAAAGGCUUUGAAUGGGUUUGUAUCUUUUAUGACAAUCAGGUCAAAUCCAAACAUUUUGUCUGCAACAAGGCAGUUUAGAUACUUUUUAUUGUUUUGGGCUGAUUGGAAAUUAAUUUUUUAUAUUUUUGGCACAUUUCUUUUAAUAAAUUUAAGGACGCACUCAAUGAGGAGUUUCGCACAAAAUACACACCCAUGUUUUCUGGUGGAACCAGUCGAGGUUUAAUUACACUGAGUUGAGCUCAUUCAAAUGGGCCCCAGGGCCAACCUGCAGACUCCUGAUGUAGAUGGUGGACUUUGAAGCAUUUGUGCUUCCGGAGGAGGGGACUGAG